Daldinia childiae is the source of this 1530-nucleotide messenger RNA. RefSeq names its product putative fmi1 protein. Lineage: Eukaryota; Fungi; Ascomycota; Sordariomycetes; Xylariales; Hypoxylaceae. The record is from RefSeq and is a predicted model, not a curated record. The coding region runs from base 1 to 1530 and encodes 509 amino acids. The transcript has a single exon. Gene Ontology annotation, molecular function: oxidoreductase activity.
AUGAGUCUCUCAUUAACAAUAAGAUGCGCCGGCCGGACAAUACCGCGCCUACUCCCGGGACCUCAGACGCUCCGUCUUAGACCUCUACAACAAGCUUCGCCAAGGGGCUGGCCGUUAAGCAAGACCCCUUAUUUCCCACACGGCCGCCACUUCUCAAGUCUUCCACCAGGCCAGAGCAAUGAAGCCCAGGUGCCACCAACAAACGAGCCGCAAACAGCGCAACAGCAGCAGCAGCAACCACCACCCCCAAAGCAGCGCCCAACAUGGCGCACAUGGGUCCUCUUCAACCUAGCCGGUCUCAGCGGCGUAUUCAUCGUCGCAGUCGUGCUCAGAAGCAUAAACUCUCAAGACGGCGCCAAGAAUUCCCCCAUAAACACGACGUCCUUCAGCCCCUUCACCAUCACCGCCAAAGAGCAGGUCUCGCCCACAGCCUUCGUGCUUAGCGUUCGCGCCGAGCAGCAGAAACUAGGGCAGAAUGGAGAGAGUUCGUCACAGCUGCUACAGCGGUCCUGGGACCAUGGUCUCUGGUCCGUGGAGAUCAAGCAGCCGCAGUUGCAGAUCGCGCGGCAUUACACGCCGUUGCCUCCUCUGUCGGGGUCCUGUGGUAAUGCCGAGGGAGAAGGAGGCGGGGAGCUAAGGUUCUUAAUCCGUAAGGUCGACGGCGGCGAGAUGUCGACGUACCUGUCGAAGCUGCGCGUGGGCGAGAAGAUAUGGCUGCGGGGCCCGCACCUCGGGUUCGAUGUCGCGCGGCGCCUGGGCGAUGCCGGUAGACACGUCGUAUUUCUCGCCGGGGGCACGGGGAUCGCGCCUGCAUUGCAAGUUGCGCGGAGGGUCUUGGAGGAUUACGGCUCAGGGGUUGAGAUAAGUGGACAGGAAGGGAAGAGGAAACCUACCGUCUCGAUCCUAUGGGCGAAUCGAUACGCUGCUGACGCGCUGGGACGACAACAACAACAGCAGACUCGGGGUUCCAAUACUAACAACCUACGAUCAUCAUCAUCCUGGUUCUGGCGCAGCGCAACCCCAACUCCAGCACCGUCUGGUACGAUCAACCAGGAUCUACAGACCCAAGCAGAACCAACCCUCGCACUCCAAAUCCGCGAGCUACAACUCAAACACCCCGACCACUUCCACAUUUCGUAUUUUAUCGACGAGGAAAGACAUUUCAUCGAAGAACAAGAUCUGCACCUCGCGCUAACAAACACCUCCUCACUAACCUCUAUCCCCCUCCCUGCCUCCCCAUCCUGUACAUGGCACUCUCCAACCCAACUCAUAACACUCCCCGACGACAACGACGUCGAACGGCGAACUUCACCGUGUACCUGUCUACAUAACAACCCUUCUUCUUCAUCAUCUACGCAGACCGGGGCAGGCGCGAAUCUGAUCUGCGUGUCGGGCCCGUAUGGCUUUGUGGCGGCGUAUGCGGGGGCCAAACGAUGGUUUGGGGGGAGUGAGAGGCAGGGCCCGGUGCGUGGGAUGUUGGGGCAGAUGAUGCAGGAUGAGGGGCGGAACUGGCUUGUUCUUAAGUUGUAG